Messenger RNA from Gallus gallus (chicken), 6715 nucleotides. It is a transcript of the gene TMEM201, whose product is annotated as transmembrane protein 201. Gene Ontology annotation, cellular component: nuclear inner membrane. NCBI's taxonomy places the organism in Eukaryota, Metazoa, Chordata, Aves, Galliformes, Phasianidae. The coding region runs from base 608 to 2542 and encodes 644 amino acids. Gene Ontology annotation, biological process: nuclear migration along microtubule. The transcript has 11 exons. The record is from RefSeq and is a predicted model, not a curated record. Gene Ontology annotation, molecular function: lamin binding; actin filament binding.
UGUGCGGUGCUGCAGGCUGGGAGUCAGAAUGAUUUAGUGACCGUGAUUCUGUUCUGUGCAGUGCUUCCGACCUUAGGACAAACUUAAACACAUCAGUUAAAGCUGAAGUUAGAAAGGCAUCUGGAGAGAGCUCAGGACGCGGAUUGCAUGAACAGUGCAGUGCUUAAUUCUGCAGACUGUAAUCUAGCACAGUUGGAACGUGGGAAUAUACAGAAUAAGAGGCGUGUUGGGCUGUGUAACAGAACAGGCUUGAGCAGUCUGUUAAUCAGCUGAGUGCUCCUUCUGGGGUAAAAGAAAGCCCCACGGGCUCAUGGUGUUAAGGUUUCCGUCAGGUUUAUGCUUCAAAACAGAAGCAUGCUUCUAUAUCCACAACAAAACCCUUCAGGUCCGCUCUAUAACAUUUGCAGUUUAUAUGACCAUAUAAACCAUCAGUGGUAUGUUAGCCUGUAUACUGGUAUUGGCACUUCUGUGGUAUGUGUAGUAAAGAGCUAGUGGCCUAAAGCAAUCCGAAAUGAAGCAGGUAGCUGGCUUUGACCCUAUUAACUCUAAUGUAUCCUUUGAGGCAAGAGAUUGAAUUUGUGCUUAAGUUUGUCAAGAAGUCUCUGGAAUGGAAACCAUUUCUUACCAAGUCCUUGUCGAGCUGAAGAAGCCCACACAUGUGACAGUGAACUGCUGGUUUUGUAAUCAGGACACAGUGGUGCCAUAUGGGAAUCGCAACUGCUGGGAUUGCCCCAACUGUGAGCAGUACAACGGUUUCCAAGAGAAUGGAGACUACAACAAGCCCAUCCCCGCUCAGUACAUGGAACACCUCAACCAUGUUGUUUCAGGUGCUACAACUUUCUGUGAUCCCACCAAACCACAGCAGUGGGUGAGCAGCCAAAUUUUGCUUUGCAAGAAAUGCAACAACCAUCAAACUACAAAGAUCAAACAGCUCGCUUCAUUCUCACCAAGGGAGGAGGGCAAAUAUGAUGAGGAGAUUGAGGUGUAUAAGCACCAUCUGGAGCAGACCUACAAACUGUGUCGUCCAUGCCAGGCUGCUGUGGAAUAUUACAUAAAGCAUCAGAAUCGGCAGCUGCGGGCACUGCUGCUCAGCCACCACUUCAAACGCCGUGAGACAGACAAGGCCUAUACUCAGAAUCUGUGUUCAUCUUCCUCCACUACUUCCAUAACUACACCAGCUCAGGUGAUAUUUCUGCGGUUCUUGGCCUUCCUCAGCUGUGCAUUCCUGGUUCUGUUGGCCUUGUAUGGGUCGAGCGACCCCUUCUCACUCAAUGCUGCAGUCCCUGCUCCUGUCUCUUCUAGUCCAGCAUCUGUUCAGAACAGGACUGGCACGAGCUCACAUGCAGACUUGGGAAAUGACACUUCCAUGACGGCGGCAGGCUGGCAGGAGCUGCUCCACAUGCUCCCAGAACAGAUGGUGGAGAACCUGAGCGCUGCAUGGGAUUACGGGAAGAAUCAUCAGAUGGCAGUUGCUGUUCUUGGGUUGUUCACCUGCCUGCUAGCAAUGUUCUUGGCUGGGCGGAUCAGGCUCCGAAGAAUUGAUGCAUUUGCUUCAGUCUUGUGGUUCAUAGUGAUGAGCCUGCAUUUAGCUGAGAGGUACCUGAAGAUGGAAACACCCAGCUGGCUAGACACGGCCAAAUUUGGCACCACGUCCCUAUGCUGCUUGGUGGGCUUCACUGCAGCAGUGGCAACGCGGAAAUCAACGGGCCAGCGGAGAUACCGGCCCCGAAGGUACUUCUCCGGGGAUUCGUUUACUCUGUUUCCCAAUGGCACUGGGACUGGCUUCCCCUCCUCUACUACAUCUCUCUUUGUCCCAACACCACCCAGUAUUCUCCAGCUGACAAACCAGCAGCUCUUCAGGUCCCCACGCAGAACUUCUUCUUCCUCUCUUCCUGGACGUCUCAACAGAGCGCUCUCUCUGGGUACCAUCCCCUCCUUGGCCAGAGCAGAUUCUGGCUACUUGUUCAGUGGAAGUCGACCGGCCUCGCAGUCAUCUCAGUCCAAGGAAUCUCCCACAUCAGAGCACUUCUCCCUGCUGUCAGCCAGCUGUGCUCCCUCACGCAUCCCCUCUCCAGCACCAUCAGUGGCUGGCUCUGUGACUUCCAGCUCAGGUUCCUUGCGGUACCGCCGGCCACUCAUCAGCCCUGCCCGACUGAACCUAAAAGGACAGAAGCUGCUGCUUUUCCCAUCUCAGAAUGAGGCCCUGCUUACCCCAACCGGCUCAGAGGCGCACACCCACUCAGACAGCAACAUCUUUACAACUGAGCUGCCCUCGUUUCCGAAAAAGAACCUCAGCGAGCGGGGAAUGCACGAUAUGAGAUCUGCUGUGGAAGGAGGCAGUAUUUGCAGCAAUAAUUCCAUCAGAAAGGAGGAUCACUCAUCACACUCAUCUACCUGUGUGGUAGAUACAACUACCAAAGGGGAAGAUUUGGUGGGCUGGAGAGGUCAUUUUGGUAACUCCGCUCUCCGAGGUCUGCUAGCAGUGAGUCUGACUCUCAAUGCUAUCUUCACAUCAGCCUAUGUCUACCGGAGCCUGCGCUGAUUUGUGCCAACACUUCCUUUCUUACUGGUCCCACCUGCUUCUGAGAAGACUCCUUGACAAGAUGAAUUCAACCACGGUUUCAUAGCUAAUGGCCGUGCCACUGGUGCAUGCUGUUGGUUUUUUUUGUUUUGUUUUGUGUUUUUAUAACAACUGUUUAGUGAGCUGUCAUGACAAGGAACCCUAGUGGUGGCUGCCAUCACCUCCAGGUAGAACAGAUCACAGGACUGUCCCUGGAGGUGGUGAGCAGAACUCUCAGAAAGCCCUAGUUCAAAGCCAGAGGCUGUUCGGAUGUUCCAUACGCUUUCUUUCAAAUGAACUGACCUGAGACAUGAGCCUGAAAAGGUGUAAGCUACGCUGUAAGGAAUGUCCCCUCAGCUCUUUGUCCUGACAUACUAACCUCAUGUUGACGGUGCUGUUAAAAUGAGAAUUAGAACAAAUGAGCUGAAGAAGGCACACAGCUUAGUGGUUGGUGCUGGGCUUUGUCUACAGUAACAGCAUUCUCAGCCUCUUUGGCCAGUGGUUCCUCUUUUCCCUUUCCUUUGGCACUCUCUUCUCAAUUAUCAGUUAACUUUUCUUUGGUUGUCUUAAGCUUGCCUGAUCACACUGGUUACCCUGACUGCUCUGUCAUAUUCUUGCAUCUUAUAUGACCGUGUGCUUCCACCCAGGCUCUGCCCUGAGGCUGCUCUCACCAGCUGCCAUUCUGAUCUUAUUGGUUCCCAGAAACUUCUCUCAUGCAUACCUCUAACCAGUGCUGUUGUAGGGAUGUACAAAUCCAAAACAGGCAUCCUUUUGUGGUUUGCAUUAGAAAGAGGAAACCUAGAUUUUAUUUCGUGCAGGAGGCAUUAAUUCUGUUGUAAUAAGAAGGGAUCCCCACUUGAAAGGCUUUGGCUCCCUACUCCAGCUGCUGGUGUUUUCACUGAAGCAGGAGUGGCAUAGCUUGUUCUUGCUGUAAAUUGCAUGUAUCUAUUCUGUUGGGAGGUCCUUGAGGAGUUGUCUGAUUGUAUACCUUGUAUAAAACUGGCUCCUCAGUCUGAUACUGAGAUUUGCAAAGUAAUUAUUUAAGAUAUUUCCUAAUUAAAUACCAAGGUGCUCUUAGGGAGAGAUGCCAGAGCUGCUUCUGGACAGUUCAGCUUGCUGGAAAGAUAGUUUUUCUAAUCCAAAGAAAGUAGUGUUAGGUUCUCAAAAGCAGCUUAUAUAUAAUUUGAGUGCUUCCACUUCUGGGUGAGUCAUCAGCAUGGCUUAGAGUUCAUAGGCCAUUGUAUCCAAUGAUGUAUAUUUUGAAUGUUCAGCAUGAUACUCUGGCUAUACUCAAAAUGAUUUAAUGCACACUAGGAAAAAAAAAAAUACAAUCUUUAUGCCUUGAUUCUUAAAUCCCAAAUACAGAGAGGAGAACUACCAACAUGCCAAGGAUACCUGGUGAAAAGAGAGCCAGCUGGCAUAUUAGCUAUGUGUUUUCUGAAACAGGACUCACACUGUUAAGAGUUUUUCUAUUGUCUCUUCCUUUGUUCUUCUUUACCUCAAAUAUGCUUUUUCUUUCCUUUGUCUUCAUCCCAUUUGUCCUGUGUUUGCAUCUUGAAUUACAGUUCACCUUCCCGUGUCUUCCUCUUGGUCCUGCUGUUCCCUUUAUUGCACUCUUGCACAUGUGCAGAAACACAGCAUCUCUAUGCUGAUAAUUCUCUGCCCUACCCUGAAAUUCACACCCUGGAGUGAUGAUCACCCUUCCUUUCACUUAAUUUUUUUCCCUUGCAUGUUUUAUUGAGAUCCUACCACAGCCUCACUUAGUACCUCACAUGAGCCCAACCCUAAUCAGCAUGUCAUGUAACAAAGUGAGCAGGGCUUUACUGCUGAUGGUUCAAAAUUAAAUCUCUCUUUGUCUCUUCCAUUUCUUCCUGCACUGUUUUAGCAGCCCACUUCCAGCCACUGCUCCCCAUCCUCCCUUGUUAGUGAGGCUAGUUGUUGCCUACUCUGCAUCUUAUUUGCAGAGGACAGACCUCUGGCCACACUCAUUGAGAGACUGCAGAGACCUGACUGCCAGCAGCCCUAUGCAAAGGUGUAGAUCCAGGAUAAAUACCUGCAGCAGAAAUAACCGAAUGUGUUGCAGGUUGAUAGUUGAUUCUUUUGUAACUUGCAUGAAUUGUUACUUAUAGCUGAACCUGACCCACAACGUUGUUGUUAUGAGCUUUUUAUCCCCUUUAUAGACUUGUGCAGGCUCACACAAGCAUGUGUAUAGGCAAGAUGCUAGCAAACCAACAUACAAGCUUCUCCUUAGACCUGUGCUGUUUGCAUUUGAUGUUGUCCAGGUGUAAUGUGUGACAUCCCAUUCGUGGAUCCUUGUCCUGACUUCCAGCAUACCCAGGGGCUGCCUAUGCAGAGACAAGCCUGCCAGAAAAUACAGUGGUUUUGCUUUUUAUUAUGCUGACAGAAGUGCACUGUGACUUCAUGUAUGCAAACUUCGUCCUUUCACCUCCCAGUCUGUGCUGAGUUCAUUUACCAUCACACUCACCUGGGGCCCGAGUUGGUCUCUGUCUCUACCAGAUUGCAAUAUAGAAAUUCCCCUCCUUUCCAGCAACCAAGGAGCUGCACCCUCUGAAUGCACCUCUUGUUGCCCAGAGCAGGAACACUUUAAGCUGUUACUGCACUUCUGAAUCCCACUCACUGAAGCUGUUCUUAGAUGAGCAUUUGGUGACAUUGUCCAAAGCAAUAUAAAGACUUUGGAUUUUCUUGCUGAAGAGGGAAGACAACCAACUUUCUCAUUCUGGUGCUAGAAUACUCUCCAGUGGUGCUUUCACAGAUGUGAAGCCUUUGCUUGAGUAGUACACAAGAGUAUAUGUGUGUAUGUGUGUGCGUGCAUAUGUAUAAAAACAUUUGGAGGGUUUCUUCAUUUUGAAAGAUCUGAACCCACGUUUGUCUUUAUAUUGUUGGCCUUAAUCUAGCUCCUAGAUACUGCGUCUAUCUUGCUGCUGUUUUCUGUAUGAAGCUGGUUUGGAGGAGAGGAAAGACCAUCUGGUUCACCUGUAAAAUAUUGUUGGCUGGUGAUGCUGAUCUUCAUACAGUGUUGUUUUGGGGGUGAAAUUUUAUUUUUCUAAUGUUUUUCCUACUGUAAAAAACCGUUGGAGUGUUUGGAACUGAAAAGAUGGUUAUGAAAUGGACUGUCUGAUAAAGAUUUUAGUGUUACUUAAUAAAAACCACAAUUAAUCUUAAGGUGGAACAUAAGUGAGCUCCAUUUUCAGACCUUUUCCAUUCUCUGCCUUCCUCGGAACAUGCCCAUGUACUUCUUUGGGUGUGGGCUUGUUAGUUAUGUUAGGAGACUUGGCGAAGACUUUGUAAUGAUUUUGUUGUUCUGAAUGAGGGAGAAUUUGGAUUCUAGGAUCUUGUUCCAGUUCUGCAGCCAGGGUGCAGCUUGGCAGAUGCCAUAGAUGUUAUACACAUACCUAUUGGAUGGGAUGGAUGGAGUGAGUCGCUGAGCUCUGAAAGUCAUCGUAUCUUUCACCUAAAAGCUUAGACAUGGAGUUGGUCACUGUGGCAACGUGGAAAAACUUAUUGCUGGCAUCCAUAGGCCAGAUUCACUGGAAUUUUGCCUGUCUGCUCAAGCAACAAAUUCAGCUUGUGAAUGUUUUGUUCUCGCUCUCUCUUCUUGGGUAGUGGGAGCAUCAGUAAACGCUGCUUGAACUGACUGGGUUCCUUUCAACAAGGCAGCUGAAAUGAAGGGCUUGUGUUGCCUGUGGAUGCUGCUAUGUUCUUUUUUCUUCCAAGUACCAUUCCAGGAAAUAACUGUGGUCUUAACCUCUAUCACACACAUCUGUUAGAAGGCUGGAAAGGGCCAAUUUGGCCAAUAGAGUUAAAUUUUAAUUAUAUAUAUAUACACACACAUAUGUGUGUGUGUAUAUAUGUAUGUGAAUAUAUGCACAUUGCAACAGAGAGUAAUCAUCACUGUUUUGAAUGGGAUUGGUACGUAGAGGGGGUGUGGAGGACAAUUUUGAGUCCCAAACCUUAUUUCCUGUGACAGAAAUGCUGUAUGUCAUGUAUGUGUACUUGUUUGGGGAGCUCGGACACUGUACAGUUUAGUUAAAUUGUACUCCAGGGGGAGAAACUGUUCCUCGGAGGUUUUUAGUUCAUACUUUGUGUUGAAAGAGGAAUAUUUUUAUUUAAAAAAUAAAAAUGGAAAAAAAAAUU